AUGAAAACUAACUUUGGAAGUUUGGGCCCUGUGGAGGGAAGUCAGCCUGUUAGAAGCUUACCAGUGGUUGCAAAACACUGUUCUGUGUCUUCUUUCCUCAGCCUUUGGCCACCUGUGGAAGAUCCUGACCGGGCCCAACCAAAAAAGCAAAAAUCAGAUUACGCCAUCUCUGAGCAUAAAGAGAAAGUUGAAGAAGUUCCUGCUGCGGUGAAGUUGCCAGCCAAGGCAACAAGUGAAUGCCAGAAGGCUUCAGUCAGCAAUGCCGCUCCAGUCACAGAGUCUGCAGGAGAGACUCGGUCCACUUCUUCUGACCCUUCAUCUAACAGACCAACAGGUUCUGCGCUAGAAAUAGAAAUGCUACAAAUUGAUAAAAUGCCUUGUGGAACCAGUACUUGCUUGAAUAAGGAAACACUAUCCCUUUCUCACAAGACAAUUCCAUGUCUGAGCACAACCAUGAAUGGCAAACACCACAUCAGACCUGUUCCAGACAGCAUCUUAACACUGAGGCCACCCAUUAAGGAACGCACUGUGCCAGAAUCCACAACUUCAGAAGUCAGCAAAAUGGGGAGGCUUUUUUGUACUGCUGAAGAGGAUGUUCAGCGAGGAGAAAAGGAGAAAUACAAACAGCUCUUGGAAUUAGUAAAGGAAAAAUAUCCUAGAAGCCGCCCUAAUCCACAGCCGACAAGCUUCCACAAUGUUCAAGCCUACUCCAAGGAACCAGUGAUGACUGUGAGUCACCUGGAAGAACAAAAAUAUGGAGGAGAUGUCUAUCCAUGUAUGACACUAAGGACCAGUAUCAAAUGUGCAGAUGUUUGCAGCCCACAGUGGUCUCAGAGAAGUGAUAUGAUCAGGUACUACACACCAGCAGAAAACUCUCAUGGACAGGGAAGACCAGUGAAACAAGCCAUUGCAGGGAGACAGUAUGGAGCUGAAAUCUCAGAAGAGGUGUUAUUCCAAUUACAUCUGGCACCUGUUCUGUCCAGAAAGUCAUCUGCCCUUGAUGUGGAAGAAAAGAAAUUCCCAAGCUCAGAAAAAACAGUAGAACACUUUUCUCCGCUCACAGAGGCUAUGGAGAGAGAGGUCAUUGCAGCAUUUGGGAAAGGUGAGCCAGAUGAGAUCAUGAGCAGUGCCUUCAAACUAAAGGUCACUCGUGAGGACAUCCACACGCUAAGGAACCUUUGCUGGCUGAAUGAUGAGGUCAUUAAUUUCUACAUGAGUCUUCUGAUGGAAAGAAAUAAGAAGGAAGGAUAUCCAACAGUCCAUGCUUUUAGUACUUUCUUUUAUCCCAAACUAAUUUCUGGGGGGUACAAAGCAGUAAGAAGAUGGACCAGAGGUGUGGAUCUCUUCAAGCAGGACCUCAUCUUAGUGCCCAUUCACUUGAGAGUGCACUGGGCACUAGUGGUCAUAGAUGUCAGAAAGAUGACCAUCAAAUACUUUGACUCAAUGGGACAAAAAGGGGACAAGAUUUGUGAAACUUUGUUCCGAUAUCUGCAAGAAGAAAGCCGGGAAAAAAGAAAUCUGGAGUUGACUUAUUCGGAGUGGACUCUUCACAGCAUGGAGUCACAUGAAAUCCCUCAGCAAUUGAAUGGAAGUGACUGCGGGGUUUUUAUGUGCAAAUACGCAGACUAUAUCUCCAGAGACAAACCAAUAACCUUUACACAGAAUCACAUGCCUUACUUCCGCAAGAAGAUGGUGUGGGAAAUAAUCCAUCAGCAGCUGCUGUGA
Messenger RNA from Nipponia nippon (crested ibis), 1725 nucleotides. The record is from RefSeq and is a predicted model, not a curated record. Lineage: Eukaryota; Metazoa; Chordata; Aves; Pelecaniformes; Threskiornithidae.